Molecule: messenger RNA, 1461 nt
Organism: Symbiodinium necroappetens
Lineage: Eukaryota; Dinophyceae; Suessiales; Symbiodiniaceae
Source: the annotation of a GenBank genome assembly
AUGACGCCGGACGAGUUCCGGAGGCACGGCGCGGAGCUGAUCGAGUUCAUCGCGCGGUACUACGAGACUCUUUCCGCGGGGGGCGGUGAGCGCCGCGUGCUCUCGGAGGCGGAGCCGGGGGACGUGUUCAACGCGGUCCCCCCGGAAGCGCCGGAAGUCGGCGAGGACUUCGCGCACGUGAUCUCGGAGAUCGACCGCGUCGUGAUGCCGGGGAUCACCCACUGGCAGUCGCCCGGGUUCUUCGGCUACUUCCCGGCCAGCGCGACGUUCCCGGCGAUCCUGGGCGAGCUGCUCAGCGCCGGGCUGGGGGUGCAGGGGAUGCUCUGGCAGACCUCGCCCGCGUGCACCGAGCUCGAGACGCGGAUGCUGGACUGGAUGGGGCGGGCGAUCGGGCUGCCGGAGGCGUUCCUGUCCGAGGGUGACGGCGGGGGUGUGAUCCAGGGCACGGCGAGCGAGGCGGCGCUGGUGGCGAUGGUCGCCGCUCGACAGCGGGCGCUGGACGAUCGGGGUGUUGAAGAGACCGAUCGGGCGGCGCUCAACGGCAGGCUCGUCGCGUACGCGAGCGAGCAGGCGCACAGCUCGAUCGUGAAGGCGGCGAUGGUGUGCGGGAUCGGGCGCUCGAACGUGCGGCUCGUCGGGACGGACGGGAACCUCGCGAUGGACGCCGAGCGGCUCCGGGCGCAGGUCGAGGAGGACGCCCGGGCCGGGCUGAUCCCGUUCUUUGUGUGCGCGACGCUGGGGACGACAUCGACGGGCGCGAUCGAUCCGCUGGCCGAGAUCGUCCGUAUCGUCCGGCCUACUCCUUCCGGGGGCGGGGGGUGGGUGCACGUGGACGGGGCGUACGCCGGUGCCGCGCUGGUGUGCCCGGAGCACCGGGGGAUGAUCGAGGGGGUGGAACUCGCGGACUCGUUCAACUUCAACCCGCACAAGUGGCUGCUCGUGAACUUCGACUGCUCGUGCCUGUGGGUGCGGGACCGCGCGGCGCUGGUGAACGCGCUGUCGAUCACGCCCGAGUACCUGCGCAACACGCAGAGCGACGCGAAGGCGGUGAUCGACUACCGCGACUGGCAGGUCCCCCUCGGGCGCCGGUUCCGGGCGAUGAAGCUGUGGUUCGUGAUGCGUCACUACGGGCUCGAGGGCCUGCGGGCGCACAUCCGCGAGCACGUUCGCCUGGCGGAACUCUUCGAAUCCUGGGUGCGGGCGGACGAUCGGUUUGAGAUGGUCGCCCCUCGGUCGCUCUCGCUGGUGUGCUUCCGCCUGAAGGCGGGCGACGGGGCGACGCGGUCGCUCCUCGAGAAGGUCAACGCGACGGGCGAGGUGUUCGUGACGCACACGGUGAUCCCGUUCGCGGGGGGCGGGGGGGAGCCGGUGUACGCCAUCCGGUUCGCCGUCGGCGCGGUCACGGUGACGGAGGCGGACGUCGCGCGGGCGUGGGAGAUCAUCACGGCGCACGCGACCUAG